AUGGUAGCAGGAGAAAUAAUAAAAGGUGUUGCAGCCGAAAUAACAAACGGUUCAUCAUCAUCAGUUGUUCAAAAAUAUCUUGAUUGUGCAAAUCAAGUAGCACCAGAUCCAGGUAAUACAACAUGGGUUUUACUUUCAACUAUUUUAGUAUUAGGUAUGAUGCCUGCACUCGCAUUCUUUGAAGCAGGUCUCUUAAGAAGUAAAAAUACACUUUCAAUUAUCACACAAAUUAUGUCUGGUAUUGUAGUUUUAACUGUCAUGUGGCAAGCAUUUGGUUAUUCAUUAACUUUUGGCCCAGAUCAAAAAGGUAUUAUUGGUAAUUUAGAUCAUGCAUUUUUAAUUAAUGUUUCAUAUGACGAUUGUUCACCAAAUGCACCAAAUAUUCCAGCAGCAGCUUAUGCAUUCUUUAUGAUGAUGUUUGCAAAUAUUACACCAUUAUUGAUGACUGGUGCAUUCGCAGAAAGAGUUAAAUUCAAAGCAUUCAUCGCACUCACCGUUGCUUGGGAAAUUAUUGUUUUCUAUCCAGUUGCUCAUUGGAUUUGGGGUGGUGGUUGGUUACAUAAAUAUUUUGGUGUUUUAGAUUUUGCUGGUGGUAUUGUUAUUCAUACAAGUGCUGGUGUUAGUGCUUUAGUUAUUGCAUUAUAUGUUGGUAGAAGAAAAGAUUUUGAAAAAUAUGGUGGUGAAUUCCCACCAUCAAAUUUACCAUUAGCAACAAUUGGAGCAGCAUUAUUAUGGAUGGGUUGGUUUGGUUUUAAUGCAGGUAGUGCAUUAGCAGCAGGUAAUAUUGCAACAUCAGCAGUAGCAAGCACACAAAUUGGUGGUAGUUUUUCAGCUAUUGUUUGGAUCAUCCUUUCUGCCGCCAAAGGAAAACCAAAUACUGUAUCGGUUAUCAAUGGUGUUAUUGCAGGUUUAGCAGGUAUCACACCAGCAUCUGGUUAUAUCAAUAGUCAAUAUUCAAUUGGGUUGGGUAUUUGUUUAGGUUUAGCUUCUUACUAUUCCGUUGUAUUAUUAAAACAUAAACUUCACAUCGAUGAUGCUUUAGACGUUAGCUCUGUACAUGGUUUAACUGGUAUUAUUGGUUCAUUGGCAAUUGGUUUCUGUGCUGAACUCUCUGUUAAUCCAAAUGGUGCAAAUGGUGCUUUCUAUGGUAAUCCAAAAUUAAUUGGUACUCAAUUACUCGGUGUCGUUUCUGUCGCUGUUUGGGCUGCCGCUUGGACUUGGGUCCUCUUAAAGAUUAUCGAUGCCACUAUCGGUGUUAAAAUCGAUGAAUCUGAAGAAGAAUUAGGUCUCGAUCUCGUCGAACAUGGUGAAUUCGCUUAUCAUAAUAUCUCACUUCAAGGUAAUGAAAAUCAUUAUUCAUCUGUUAUUAAUAGUCAUGAUUUUUUUAAAUAA
Dictyostelium discoideum AX4 is the source of this 1392-nucleotide messenger RNA. It is a transcript of the gene amtA, whose product is annotated as ammonium transporter. Lineage: Eukaryota; Evosea; Eumycetozoa; Dictyosteliales; Dictyosteliaceae. The transcript is spliced from 3 exons. Gene Ontology annotation, cellular component: membrane; lysosomal membrane; phagocytic vesicle membrane. Gene Ontology annotation, biological process: ammonium transmembrane transport. The coding region runs from base 1 to 1392 and encodes 463 amino acids. The record is from RefSeq and is a predicted model, not a curated record. Gene Ontology annotation, molecular function: ammonium channel activity.